Messenger RNA from Penicillium longicatenatum, 423 nucleotides. RefSeq lists its product as uncharacterized. Bases 1 to 423 code for a protein of 140 amino acids. The transcript is spliced from 2 exons. The record is from RefSeq and is a predicted model, not a curated record. NCBI's taxonomy places the organism in Eukaryota, Fungi, Ascomycota, Eurotiomycetes, Eurotiales, Aspergillaceae.
AUGCACUGGUAUGAAGCGAUUGUUGGCUACGAUGGAAUGCCCCCCAGCGGACACAGUCAACAUUCUCCAUCCGACGAACGGCCCCAUCGCCUCGGUAUCCACAUCAGCGACACUGCCAUUGAAUGCGCGUGGAAGGUCCUAGACGCAUUGGAUGAUGAUGAGCAAGACUCAAACUACACAGCGACCGCGAGUAACGAUUCCUUGAUUCCCCUCUGGCUUCCACUGGUUGUGUUUUAUGCAGGCCUCGCGGUAUGGGCUCGCAUGCAAGAAGAUCAAGACCGAGGAGUUCUCAAAGGAGCCCAGAAUUCAGUAUCCGCUCGUCGCCGGCUUUUGCGAUCGUUUCAAAAUGAACUACGGAGGAUUGGGAAACAGUAUAAAAGUGCCUCGCGAAUGGCGGACGUCAUUAAGAACUUAUGUCCUUAA